CAUGGAACAUCUUCUGCUGUACCGUAUUGUUGUUCUUGUUUUAUUAAUUGCUGGAUUUGUUCUAUGUUUCUUGUCUUUGAUACUACCUUAUUGGAUAAGGUUUAACACGGAUUUCGUCUCUGGUUACCAGGGAUUAUUCUUUAUAUGCAUCUACAAUCAUGGCGGUAGUGUUCCUUGCAGCAAUAUUAUGGACUCCAAGUUGAACGUAUACGGGAGUUACAAGAUUCCGCAAGUGUUUAUGAGCAUCGGGUUUUCUUUCUACUUCAUCUGUGUUGUUUUGGCCUCUUUGACAUUCUUCUGGACACGUGACCUGAAAAAAAUAAGAGGAAUCAAGUUUGCUGCUGCAUCAUUUGCUUUUCUUACAGCGAUUUGCUUGGUAGUCGCUGUUGUUGUAUUCCACAACUAUCAUGACAAAGAAACUAAAACUAUAACUUAUGGAUGGUAUAUUGCAGUUAUAAGUCUUGGUUGUGUAACUUUAGCCUGUCCAUGUUAUAUUGUUGAUGGUUGUCAUACUAUCAAACAAAAAGACGAAAAAGUUUCGACAACAAAUACAGCUCCCUGUCCUACUGCUCUCACUGUCUAUGAAAGACAGAAAUUAAUAGAUGGCUUUAAUAGUCCCUGUCCUACUGCUCUCACUGUCUAUCAAAGACAGAAAUUAAUAGAUGGCUUUAAUGAUCAAAUGUCAAAACAGCAAAGCCAGUUACCGGAACCACUUGGAUUAAAAGGUAAAUUUGCUGUCUUAUAUGGUGUAACAACCUUAGAACUCCCUCCACCAAGACCAAUAACAACUGAUGACAGCGAUGACGAUACUUAUAAAUUAAGGCCAAUGAAAACUUUAAAACAAGCAAUGGUUGUUCCACCGGUUUCUGGGUAUAGCUUUAAAACGAUAAAUGACUAUGAUAACAACGAAGAAAGUUUUGUUCAUCCACCUCCGAAAAUUGUCAGUUCAGAUUCUCCUCUUAAAGACAUUUUACGCAGAAACUUACAAACUCAUUCCGGUUAUGACAGUGAUGUAUCUAGACAAUCUAGUUGUUAUAGUUUAGAGAGUGGCCAGAUUGAUGAUAGUGACCUUGAAAUCUAUUUGCUCACAAAAGGUUCUAGGUCAAAUAUGGGAAGCGAUAAAGAUCGUCCUCCAAGUCGUGAAGCAUUCGGUAAAAGGAAAAUUAAAACAAAACAUAAAGUUUCUUCACGAAUUGUUGACGGAAAAAAUGUUACAGAUAUCGCACAUGAAGGAUUACCCACUAUACAUAUCAUUGGUCCAGACAGAGAGUCAAGUGACUAUAAAGAACCCAAUCCUUUAGGUUCAUCAAGUGCACUACCAAGAGAAGAUGAAGUACUAUUACCAUCUGAAGCUGAAAAUGAUGACGACACAUAUUACAAGGCUAAUAAGAAAUCAGCAUCUACACGAUUGAGCAGACGUCAUAAACAAGAACAUGACAAUGAGGCUUAUGCAAAAUCAGACGAUGAAAUUUACAGAGCAAGAUAUGGUACACGUUCUCCAUACACGGAAAAGAAAGAUGCACAUCGAGAAAUGGGGGAAUAUGAUGACAAACCACAAAAAUCUCGAAAGAAAUCUAGUAAGAGCAAGAAACAUCGCAGUAGAAAAGAACGUAGGGAAGGAGAAAGUCCAAUGUCUCUCAGAGAUGUAAAUACAACAAAAGAAGACAAAUCGAACAAAUCAACCGCAAAAGGGGAUGAUGUAUAUAAUAAAGGCGUUGAAGUAAGUACAGGACUACCAAAAGAAAAUACAAAUUAUUCGGACCAGACAGUAGAUCGCUCUAGUAAGCGCAUAGACCAAAGCGAAAAUCGGCAUGUCGAAAAAUCUGAAGAACAGGUCUUUGAAAAAAAGAAGUACGACAAACAUGAUGCAGACAGGACAAAAAGCCAUGAUCAACUGUAUGACGAUGAAGGAAACAAAAUCACCUACAACCAAAAAAACGACAAAAAAACAAAGAAACGCCAUUCAAGUAAAAAGAAGCAUACUAAACCCUAUGUCGGUACCAAUCUUACAUAUGACAAGGUUGACACAGAUUUGGUCAACGGUGGUUGUGAUCAUACAGCUCAAAUACAGCAAGAUGAAACAUUCGCAUUGGUAGAACAAAUACUGAAAAUCGAAUAAAUGAGGAAAACGACGAGACAAAGUUAUAAAGAAUUGCAAUAUUUAUUAGGAAAAAAUAGAUAAUCUUAUAUUCCAUUAUUAUAUUUUAUCUAUGUAAAUAAUGCACAACAGUUAGAAUAAGAUUUUUUUUUAUCCCUGAUGUAUAUCAAUUUGAUCUGUUUAAUGUCUUGACUAAAUAUUAGAAUUGACAACAAGUAAAAAAUAUA
Molecule: messenger RNA, 2325 nt
Organism: Mytilus trossulus (common blue mussel)
Lineage: Eukaryota; Metazoa; Mollusca; Bivalvia; Mytilida; Mytilidae
Exons: 3
Coding region: 2-2119 (705 amino acids)
Cellular component (GO): plasma membrane
Source: RefSeq, a predicted model, not a curated record